AUGCAUUUUUCCAAGAGUGUUAUCGCCGUCACGGCUUCCCUUGUGUCCGUUGGUCUCGCCGCCGACCCUCUAUCCUUCACUUCAUGGCCCAAGGAGCCCCUUGAAGCUGGCAAGCCGGUCACCCUUACAUGGACUGGUGCCACUGCUGAUGUGCCUGUGACUAUCCUCCUCCGCCAAGGUUCCUCUGGUAACCUGCAAGAUGUCAAGCCGAUCACUGGCGAUGCCAAGGGCGGCAGCUUCACCUGGACUCCUGAUAGCGAUAUCAAGAACGGCAAUACCUACGCCUUCCAGAUCAGGCAGAAGGACCAGACUAACUAUACCGCUCUGUUGAAGUCGGCCGGCAAGCCCGGCGCUGAAAUCCCCGAAGUUAAGGAUGCCACCUCCGAGACUAGCAGUGGUACUACUACUGCUGCUAGAACAGGUACCACCACCGGCACUACCCACACUACUGCUGCCCAUCACACCCAUACCACUGGUGGUACCACCGAGGCAACCCAAGGGACCCAGACCACAAUGACCAGCACUGCCAGCAAGGCCCUCAUCAGCUCUGCUGCCGGCCCAUCUGGUAGCCCUUCUAGCUCUGCCGCUGCCAGCUCAACAGAUAAGCCGAUGUUUACUAGCACUGAGAUUGUCAAGGGCAAGAAAGCAUCCUCCACCGCAAGCGCGCAGACUGGCGCAGCUUCUAUCCCGCAAUACUCCGUACAAUUGGUCAUGGGUAUUGCAGGUCUCUUGGCCUACCUUGUCUAG
This is a messenger RNA of Penicillium samsonianum, 747 nucleotides long. Its product is annotated as GPI anchored serine-threonine rich family protein. The transcript is spliced from 2 exons. NCBI's taxonomy places the organism in Eukaryota, Fungi, Ascomycota, Eurotiomycetes, Eurotiales, Aspergillaceae. The coding region runs from base 1 to 747 and encodes 248 amino acids. The record is from RefSeq and is a predicted model, not a curated record.